Molecule: messenger RNA, 2994 nt
Organism: Penaeus monodon (black tiger shrimp)
Lineage: Eukaryota; Metazoa; Arthropoda; Malacostraca; Decapoda; Penaeidae
Product: homeobox protein Hox-A4-like
Exons: 3
Coding region: 1265-2341 (358 amino acids)
Biological process (GO): anterior/posterior pattern specification; regulation of transcription by RNA polymerase II
Cellular component (GO): nucleus
Molecular function (GO): DNA-binding transcription factor activity, RNA polymerase II-specific; RNA polymerase II cis-regulatory region sequence-specific DNA binding
Source: RefSeq, a predicted model, not a curated record
GAGAGAGAGAGAGAGAGAGAGAGAGAGAGAGAGAGAAAGACAAUUUAGACAAAUCUUCUAAGUCGGCGAGAAGCGCGUAGACACAAGAGCGGCGUGACGGAGGUAUGCGGGGAACACUGAGCGAUACAAUCGGUUAAUUUUUCUCUCACAAGCAAGUCUCGGGGGAGUUCCGCGGAGUGGCGGGGACGUGGAGUGUCGAGACGGCCAGGUGAGGUACCACUCCUCGGCCCCUCCUACUCCUCCUCCUCCUCCUCCUCCUCCUCCUCCGCCGCCGUCUCCUAUGCUCCACAAGCGCGCUCGCUCGCUCGCCCCCCGCCUCUGUCACUUCGCUAAUUGCGUUGGAGAGAUACGGACGGCGGUCGGCGGACGGGCCGUGCACAGUCGGCCAGCGAUAGUUUAACAACACACAUUCACACACGUACACGAGCCGGAGCGGGAACUCGGCGAAGUCGAGGACGUCCUAAAUAGUGUCCUUUCCUCGGCGAGCCUCGGAGUCGUCCUCGCGACUGCCACCAGUUGCGCCGAAGAGGCACAAGAAGCGCCGCGGCCGAGGAGCCCUUCGCGGCUAAAUUGGUCCAAGUGUUCCCCGCGUCAACAGAGGAGCAAGUGUGGCCAAUGGCGGCUGCAGGCAGACCUAGUAAGCCCACUUGAGUGGCGGAUCCUGGAGAGGGGUGGGGGGCCAAUCACCGACCGCGCACACACACACACACUCGUCUUAAGUAAGAAGAGGAGGGGGGCAUGUUAACCCUUGCCUGGAGGUGCGCAGUGGCAGUGCGCAGGUCACACACACACAUGGGGCCCGGGCGGCAGUAAAUCAACGCCAAUCAUCGUCUGGCUGUUGGACGAAGCACACGUGAACAGAGCCCAUCGAUCAGUGCGGAGCGUGAGGCUUGUGAGUGUGGGUGUAAGGGCAGGUGGUGUGGUGCCCCUCAGCCGUGCCCCCCAGUGCCCGCCCCCGGGUCCUACAGCUGCUGCUGCCCCGUCGUCAGGAGAACUCCACCCCUGGCUCAGUGCUUAUCGGAGACUUGUGGCGAUCGGUAGGGUGGUCGGGUCGGGACGCGCGCAGAGCCCGACCAGCCCUGGUGGUUCGUUCUCCCCAUUCAUUAAUCAUGGUGACGUAGCCAGCGAGGGUCACAGUGAGCUAUUCGCAUUGGUGCUCGCAGGUCACGUGGUAUGCUAAUUGUCGGUGCAAGGAGGAGUCAAAGCCAACGGUCGAGGCACUACUCACAAGUAAUAUUAUUUGGGUCCAAUUCACCAAAAAUUAAUGACGAUGAGUUCGUUUUUGAUGAACUCGGGUCCGUACGUGGACCCAAAGUUCCCCCCGCCGGAGGAGUACAGCCAGAACUCUUACAUCCCGCCGCAGAGUGACUACUACAACGCUGCCCAGCACUACCCCUACCAUGGCAUGCACCAAGCCCCUGGCAUGCAGUAUGGGCGCGAUGCCAUGCAGUACAACCAUGCAGGGUAUUACCAGCAGACGUGCGUCAUGCCCCAGCACCAGCCCAUGGCCGCCCACAUGAGCCCGCAGGUCGCGCCCUGCCACAGCCCCCUCCAGCAACACCAAGUGCCCCCGCGCUCGCCCGUCGCGUCCCCGGACCCCUCCGCGGGCGGCGCGGGCGGCAUGGGCGCUCAAAUGGGCCAACACAUGGGCGGGGCGGGCGUGGACGGAUCCCCCGAAGAAACCGUAACAGAGCUCGACGCGAACGGACAGCCUGUUAUAUAUCCUUGGAUGAAGAAGAUCCACGUCGCAGGUGCAGAAGGGGCGGGGACCUUAUUUGCCAACGGGUCGUUCCAGCCGGGGUGCGAGCCCAAGCGGCAGCGGACGGCCUACACGAGGCACCAGAUCCUGGAGCUGGAGAAGGAGUUCCACUUCAACCGCUACCUGACGCGCCGGCGGAGGAUAGAGAUCGCCCACUCGCUCUGCCUGUCGGAGCGCCAGAUCAAAAUCUGGUUCCAGAACCGCCGCAUGAAGUGGAAGAAGGACAACAAGCUGCCCAACACCAAGAACGUGCGGAGAAAGACGAACCCCGCGGGCGUCACCACCACCGUCACGCCCAAGAACCAGCAGCAGAACCAGAACCAGACGCCCACGACGCAGAGCCAGGGCACGCCGGAGCAGCAGCACACCCAGCAGCAGCAACAGCAACAGCAACAGCAACAGCAGCAGCAACAACACUCGGCUCAACAGCAGGCAGCGCAGCAGCAGGGGGCACAGCAGCCGGGGCAUCCGCCCGGCUAUCCACACAUGGGCGGCGGGAUGAUGCCGCCCGGACUCACGCCCAUCUCGGCGCCUUACCCUCACGGCGCGAUGAAGCCCGACUACGGCCUCACGACGCUAUAAGGCCGGCCGACAGCCCCGCCUGCGUCGAGGCGCUCGCCCCGUCGGCGCCUCCUCUCGGUAGCUUUACCUUGCUCUAGUGUGAAUCCUCCUCCUCCCGGCUAAGUCACGCAGCCCCUACGCUGUCUCCGCCGCUGCUGUUGCUGCUGUCGCUGCCGCCGCGCCCCCGGCCUCCCGCCUCCCGCCCGGAGCCCGAGGCCCUCUCCCUCCCCCUCCAGCCCCCGUACCACUGCUCCUGCCGGGGCGGCACCGGCUGCCGACGGCCCGGAGCGAAGGUGUACAUAUAAGAAUCCGGCGCCGCCACGCCGGCCGGCCGCCCCCGGGAGCCCGAUCUGCCGCGGCCGGCGACCCCGCCCACGAUUGUGAAAGAUAUGAUACUUAUCUCAGGGUUGUAUGUGUUUGUGGUGCCUGGAUUAUCACAAGCCUCGUGGACCAACCCAUGGCCACCGUCACCCUUAAAUGAAACAAAACAUGAAAGGAAUAAACUGUAGCUGCCGUUCCUUCCUGAAAGACUUGGUUUAUUUAGGGACAAUUUCAGAGGUGAUGAUUCUGAAGGAAUCUGCUUUCGGAGAGAUAUAGCAAUAGUAUGUUUUUUUUUCUCGAGUAUAUCGUGCGUAUAGUGUUCCAAAGAAAAUACUAAAAAAAUAUAAAAAUAG